UAGGGUUUUUUUUAAUUUGGAGAUCCCUAUCCUCGAGUUGUAGUUUGAAUUUUUACCACAGGGAUACCAACUAAGAAAAGAGCAAAAUGGCAACUCUCGGAUCGAAGUUUAUACUACUUUUCUUUCUGUACUUUGCUCAAGGACUUCCGUACGGCAUUCAAACGAAGCUCAUUCCAAUAUUACUACGAUCUAAUGCAGUUUCGUUGACAAAGGUGGGAUUUUCUCGYAUUCUUAGUUUGCCRUGGCUUUUCAAAGUGUUCAUAGCCAACUUCUUGAAUCGAUUUUCAACAAUUUGGUUGUGGCUUGCCCUGUCAUUCAGCGGCAUGGCGCUUUGUUGUGGUUUGCCUGGUUUAUUGGGAACAAAUAUAACGUUUGUGCUGCUUUGUGGCGUGUUUGGUUUGAAUGUAAUGGCGGCUAGUCAAGAUAUCGCUGUAGAUACACUAGCACUCAGAAUUCUCGAUUCAUCUGAUUUAGGUAAAGGAAACAUUGCACAAGUUGUUGGCUACAAGACUGGAGCUUUGAUAGGGGGUGGUUUCCUUGUAUGGCUGUCUGGAUAUACUAGCUGGGAUACUGUUUUUCUUGUUUUAUCAAUCUUUUACAUCAUUUGCACUGUCUAUGCUUAUACUAAGCACUGGAAAUACAUACAACAUUCUGAUAUUAUUAAAAAGGACUUGCUUAAAAAGAACUCUCCAAAUGAUUAUAAUGGUGUCUUCAUGUCUGUCAAGAAUAGUCAAGACUUUGGUUGGAUAGUAUGUUUUGUAUUUAUUUACAAACUUGGUGAACAAGGAAUGACUAGCAUGAUACCUUUGUACAUGCUAGACAGUGGUUUCUCUGUGAGUAAUGUUGGUUUAAUAGCAGGAGUAAUCACACAUGUUUUCUCAAUAAUUGGGUCUAUUAUUGGUGGAUGGAUGGCAAGUCUGUAUUGUGAACAACGAAAUGAUCUCAUACACUUGUUAAAAUGGCUUUCUAUUGGACGAUUAAUCCCUAUGGCAACACACUGUCUCAAUAUCUCCACUACUGUUCCCAUGGUAGCYAUUAUACUAGUUUCUGAGUGCAUUUUGCAACUCUUUGCUGGAAUUAUAACUACAGUAACAUUCACACUGAUGAUGCAGAUUUCUAAGAGUGUGCCAACUGGUGUCCAGGCUACUCACUUUUCAAUUUUAGCAACUUUUGAGGUAYUGGGUAAGCUAACUAUGACAUCUGUUGGUGGAAAUUURGUGGAAGUAUUUGGGUAUUUGAAUUACUUCUUAAUGUGUUUAGCUCUCUCUGUUGCUGUUUUUCCUGUUUUGAGUUGUUAUCAUUUUGCACAUAGUCACAUGGAUUAGUGGGUUUUUCGUUUCUUAUUCAUUAUGAGAAAUAGCUCAAUUUAAAAAUAUUAUUAAUUAAAAAAUAAAUAAAAAAAAGCUCAAUUACUGAUUUCUCAAUGUUUGUACAUAGUAUGUUUUUGUGUCAGAUACUUGGGUUUCUGGUAUCAUUUGUAUAGAACUUUCAAAUAUUUUCUUGUCAGGCUGGUAACUGUGAUUUUUUAGCUAUUACCAUCUGCUUUGCAUACAGCUCAGUACUGCAAAAAUGUUAUACUUCUUAAAAACGAAAAAGACAUUAUCUAAAAGAAGAAAUUGUUAUUAGGAAUUUAAAAAGCUAAUAAUUUCUAAUAGUCAUUGA
This is a messenger RNA of Exaiptasia diaphana, 1662 nucleotides long. RefSeq names its product major facilitator superfamily domain-containing protein 3-like. Gene Ontology annotation, molecular function: transmembrane transporter activity. Gene Ontology annotation, cellular component: membrane. Gene Ontology annotation, biological process: transmembrane transport. The record is from RefSeq and is a predicted model, not a curated record. The transcript has 3 exons. NCBI's taxonomy places the organism in Eukaryota, Metazoa, Cnidaria, Anthozoa, Actiniaria, Aiptasiidae. Bases 87 to 1325 code for a protein of 412 amino acids.